Molecule: messenger RNA, 186 nt
Organism: Puccinia graminis f. sp. tritici CRL 75-36-700-3
Lineage: Eukaryota; Fungi; Basidiomycota; Pucciniomycetes; Pucciniales; Pucciniaceae
Exons: 2
Coding region: 1-186 (61 amino acids)
Source: RefSeq, a predicted model, not a curated record
AUGUCCGACCAAAAAACCCAGCUUCCAGAUCUUUCAAAAACUACUUUCUCAAUAUGGAAGCAAAAGGUUCUCGGAUAUUGUCAACAGCUUGGAUUCAAGAAAUACCUCACUACUGCAACUGCCCCAGCCGGAACCUCACCAGAAGGCUUGGAAAAGUUUGCAACCGAUCGAUCCAGAACUAUAUAA